Anoplophora glabripennis (Asian longhorned beetle) is the source of this 2439-nucleotide messenger RNA. Its product is annotated as IQ and AAA domain-containing protein 1-like. The coding region runs from base 1 to 2439 and encodes 812 amino acids. Gene Ontology annotation, molecular function: protein binding; ATP hydrolysis activity; ATP binding. NCBI's taxonomy places the organism in Eukaryota, Metazoa, Arthropoda, Insecta, Coleoptera, Cerambycidae. The transcript has 6 exons. The record is from RefSeq and is a predicted model, not a curated record.
AUGUCCCAUAAAACAUACGAUGAAAAAUUUAGAUCGGCACAUGAACUACUUACUACCACCUUACAGACAGAACCAGUACAGGCGGAUAGAAGGGAAGAGAGACUAUUACUGGCGACUUUAUACAUACGCUACAUACUGAUCGCGAAUAAAUUGACGGUGUGCGUAGACCAAAUAGUGCAACCUCAGAAGAGAAUACUGAUUAGGAAACUAUUAGAAGCAACCCUAGGACGAAUAUUAGAACUAAAAUCGGAUCUCGUCGAGGCGGAUCUUAACGAAUGGACGCACUGUGGUGAUGUAAUGGAGAAAUUAAAUUUAACGCCGUUCGAUAUGGAAUUAACAGUGCCCUCAUGCUUCAGAAGAGAAAGGAGGAAUGAAUUACAAUACAGAAAGAAUGUCAUUGACAGCGUUUUGGCAAAACUAGGAUAUAUCGAUAAGACCAUAGAAAAGGUCCCCAUGACUGAACAACAAGCGAUUUUAAUAAUACAGUCCCACGAACGCGCCAGACAAGGCAGACUGAGGGCCCAGUUUAUGAAAGAAAUAAAAACGAUGAAGGAGAAAUCCAAGCCGGUACAGAGCGAAGAGUCGGAAGAGGUGAAGGAAAGCAAGCUCGCUCUCAAUCUGUCCGCUGCAGUGAAAAUUCAGAAAAUCUGGCGGGGAUACGCUGCUCGUAGAGCUACUCGUAGAAGAAAACUGCAUGAAAUGUUGCUGAUCGGAAUGAUCCCGCCCCCGAAAACGAAGAGUGAGGAGAUUGAGAAGGAUUUGGAAAAUCGCAGAUUCAGGAAGAAGCUUCAGGAGGAGAGGCAGGUUGAAUAUGAGAAAGCGGUUACCGACUGUAGGGAAAAGUUAGAGAAAACUCAAAGAGGGACAGUCUUGGAGCAACUAAGUGAUCAAAUUAGAAGUUGGCUUCAUGAGUAUAAAACGCAAACUGGUAAAAUUCCCGAAUAUACUGGAUCAGAGAGAAGUGCUUCCAGAUUAAUGCUAAGUAGACAAGGUACUGACAGUGAAUUAAGUAAAUCUACACAAGGAUCUUCAAAGGAAUCAAAAACAAAGAAAGAAAAAACUACGAAAUCAGUGAAAGACAGUAAAUCAAACGAGGAAGAGGAAGAUCUUGCUUCCAAAGCGAUGGUAUCUACAUUCGUCCCUGAAUUAAAUUUGAGAAAGGAAGAAUACGAAGAAGUUUGGAAAAAUAGAGACGAGUCUGAAAAUCCGCGACAGUUUCACGAUAAGCAAUUGAUAGAACAAGAUCAAAUGACUGACAUGGAAUCUGAGUUAAGGAAAGUGGUUGACGAGAUGAUGGUGACUGAACUUGAGUUACUUCAGGAAGCAUUUGAUAAGGACAGAGGACAUAAGACUAAGAGAAAAUCUAGCAAAAAAGCUAGAAGGGCCGGAAAGAAAAGUAAGAAGAAGAAAGAGAAAGACCUGACUCCAGAUCGUACUACAGAAUCACUCUUUGAAGAAUUAGUUGCAAAUGGAAUAAUAAAACGAUGCCCCGAAACUUAUUUAAGCGAUUUUCAAGGAGAAAGGUCGUACUUCUAUCCUGCAGCACACAACGUUGGCAAAGAUCCACCAGUAGCCUUGGGCGAUAUAAGACAAGUGGUGAACGAAUAUUGCAUUUUGCCAUUGCUCACACCCCAUCUUCACCAAUCCACACCCCACGUGAAAUCUGUCUUGCUCGCUGGUCCAAAAGGAAGCGGAAAGGACAUGCUAGUUCACGCGGUUUGCACGGAAGCAGGAGCUAUGCUGUUUGAUCUAACUCCUGCUAAUAUAGUUGGGAAGUAUCCCGGGAAGUCUGGUUUAAUUAUGCUUAUCCACUUGGUGGUUAAGGUAUCCAAGUUGCUACAACCUGCUGUUAUUUACAUGGAUUCAGCGGAAAGGCCGUUUGUAAAGAAAAUACCCAAAACUGAUAAAUCAGAUCCAAAAAGAUUAAAAAAGGAUUUGCCGAAAAUGGUUAAAAAUUUCGCUACUGAAGAUAGAGUCAUUUUGAUAGGUGUAUCAAAUUGCCCUUGGGACAGCGACCAGAAAUUACUGCAACAAGUAUACCAGAAAUUCCUGUUUAUUCCCAGAUCUAAUUAUAGUUCAAGAUUCAGCAUUUGGACACACCUCUUGGGUCAAUAUAUGGCUGUUGGGUGGCAAUUUGACACGGGGGUAAUGACUAAAAUAUCAGAUGGAUAUUCAGUAGGUUCCAUAAUAAGUACAGUAAAUGAAGUUAUGACAGUCAAGAGGAUGCUUCAACUUCGGAUUCACCCUUUGAGCCCGCUGGAACUGGUAAAUGUUUUGUGCAAACGAACGCCUAUUUAUAAAGAAGAAGAAGAAGCGCUUGAACAGUGGUGGAGCAAAGUUCCUUUAGUAAGAAGACGCGCUAGGGCAGUGGAGAUGUUGUUGGAAGAACAAGCCGAAAUGCAAGCUAAACAGGCAGAAGCAAAAACCAAGAAAAAAUAA